AUGGCCUCCGAAAAUCAAACCCAGCCCCAAUUGUGCUUCUCCUCCCCUACUUCUACUCAAUUUGAAAACAAACGUAACCGACAGGAGAGCCAAACCAUGAAGCACGCACUCGCAUCCUUCGGUGGUUACGCAGCUGAUGAGGAAGCUGACGCUAAUCCUUCAUCUCAAGUCAACAACAGCGCGAAGAGUAAGAAGAAGAAAAAGAAGAAGCACAAGAUCCACAAGACGCGAAAGAGAAGACAUUCUGAGAUUGUAGGAGGCAACGAUGAUGAGGAGGAUAUCGCGAGCCAAGUUCCAGGCGCCUCAUUGCCUUUCCGCAAGCACAAAAAUGCCACGAAAGAGGCCACUCUCAGCGGAGACGAGGUGAGUGACCGCGAGCGCAUCAAUGUCACCCCAACACCACCAGCCACGCGUCGUCGUAAGUCUGGAGGCUCGAAGAAGGCUGAUCGUAGAAAGGCUGGAAGCGAUGGGUAUGAUGCCAACACAGAGGAGGAGAGCGCAGCUGAAGACACGGAGAGGAAGAUAUCGCUCAUUGAUACUGUCAAACUUCCUGGAACCCUCAUUCAAGAAAAGACACCAAGCGCAGAGGAGGACAGUGGCAAUGGAGAUGGUCAACGUGCUGAGACACCAAUUCGACCACCACCACGUAUUCACGGCUCCAACAGCACCCAAUCUCUCAACGCCAUCAAGCAGGAGUCGCCAAAGAAAUUGCCAAAAAAAUCCACCAGGAAAGCCAAAACCCCUUUGCCAAGUACUGUCACUGAACAUGCUGGCAGAGCUGGAAUUGCCUCUUCCAUGAGAAAGCAGCUCAGCAACAUCUCGGAUGAUAUGUUCGCCAAGCCAAUCCCUCGUCGUGUUGCGUUCGAGCCACUUCCCGUCAAAGCAAAGUCCUCGCUGCAAACUCGAAGACGUGAAGCAGUGGAUGAUGAUUGGGAGGAGACGAUAGGAAAGGUUAGAGGACUUGUCAUUGGAAGUGGUGAUGCCGAGAUGGAAGAAAGUAAGUCACUUCCUCCCUUUCCAUUGCUUCAACUUCAUACUAAUGAGUACCAGAUAUCGCAUACUCAACCGUCUACCUCGAGUCAGCUCCGGAUAGGACCAUCAUAUAUGGUGACAGCACUUGUCGUAUUCUCAUGCUUUCAGCUGGUAACACUCGUGAUAUCAAGGCUGAGAAAGGAGGGGUUGUGCUUUGUGAAGUUACCAAAGGCGGACCGUUGCUCGUCAUGGUGACCGAUAACAAUCGCCAAGAUGGAAAGAGCUUUCGAAUCAACGAGGGAGGACUUUGGAGGGUCAGAGGUGCAGAGGAUUGUCAAGUUACAAAUAUUGCAGGCGAGGAGGUCAGAUUGACUAUCUUUGGCAAGGAGCAUCACGAUUGAGGGACCAGCAUCUUUGGGCGGGCGAUAUUUGAGGUUUGAAGGGUCCGUGAUCGCAGUGACUCCGGAGCCUGUUGUUGUGCCUGUGACUACUUUGAACUUG
This is a messenger RNA of Hymenoscyphus albidus, 1473 nucleotides long. NCBI's taxonomy places the organism in Eukaryota, Fungi, Ascomycota, Leotiomycetes, Helotiales, Helotiaceae. The record is from the annotation of a GenBank genome assembly.